UCCGAAUCACCAAUGACUUUUUUGUGGUAAAGGUUUAUGGCAAGGUUUUGUACGCAUUUGCAUCCGGCCAGGUUGGUACAAAUCUCUUGGAUGACACCUCUGCAUAUUCUUGCACCUGCAUACAGUUGUAUAGACCAGAGAUAUCAGGUGGUAGUACGGGGACGGUCUGCGCACUGUAUUAUACCUAUUCACUAGCACGUGGAUGAGAAAAAAGGCAGUACCGUAUUGUUCCAGAGGUUCGACUAGCCACCCAAGUCUUUCUUGGUCCCACUUGGGAUCCAGAGUAGCGUCCUUAACGUCCAUUCCCACGCCGCCCCAGCUUCACUGGAAACUCCGGCACUAGUGAGAGAUAUCGAUACCCUACCCCCACGAGCACGCAGAUCACGAGCGGUGUUGUGUUGUUUACUGGGCGUGUCGGUCGGAGUUCCUCAAUUUUUCACGAGAAUUUUCCCAGUGUCUAAGAUGGAGGAGCUAACGGAGCAGAUAGCAGGUGAAAUCGGGCCGAAAUGGGUGCAGCUAUUGUUCAGGUUACGACUGGACUAUAGGGAGCGCUACAAACUCUGCGCGAAGCACAAAGACGUGGAGAAAAAUGAACAAGAAGCCAACUGCACCCGAGACACGAUUAGGUUAUGGCAGAAUGGGCUUGGAUCGGAUGUCCCUGAGAUGGAAGUCAUGACUCAACUUCUAGCAGCAUUCAAGACAGUAAAAGGGUUUGACGAGAGAGCAGGAGAGUUGGCAAAGAGUCGUGGAAUAUCCCUGACUGUGCCACAACCACCCACUACUUCAUCCCAUGAGCCCACUGCUAGUACCAGUGCAGAGGGUCACCCACUGAAACACUCCCCAUCACAACUCGCUCAUCACACCACAGUUGACACAGGGAGCACCCUUCCAGCAUUCUCACCAGACACUCCUAGUCCUAGCUCAACAGUCGAGGCACACACUGAUGCGAAUACUGAAGAAGGAGGUAGUGAUGCAGAAUUGUCAAACUUACUGCCUUCUCAUCGCCCUUCCGCUAUCACCGCUGCAAUGCAGCAAGAGCAGCAAGUCCCAAAAUUUGGAUCCCGCAGCAGUGAGUAUGUGUACGUACCUAUUCAUCCUGUUUUCUCAUUCUUGGAAGUUCAAAGGCCCCACUCUUAGCUCGACAUCAUCCACUGAACGAUCGGAUGACCAUCACCUUCUGAACUCCAUAAUAGACAUGUCUUUCAUCAAGCAUAAGUAUGCCAUACUAGAUGUCUGUCAGAGAUUGCCUCCCAGUGUCUCUGUAAUGAAUGACUUUGCUCAGAGGCUAAACGUUCCCCUGGAUAGAGUUAGACAGAUUACAAAUGACUCAACAAUGCAGGAGGAGAGAUAUUACCAGAUGUUAAAGUUCUGGCUGGGGGAAGGAGGAGGGGGUGAGAGUAAGAGGACUUUUAUGGAGCUGAGAGAUGCCCUGGUGUCCUGCCAGCAACUGACGGCUAGCGACAUAAUCCUCAGGCGACUGCAGUCCCCUGGACUUACUCUUCGAUCACCACAAGUCCAGCGGAACAGUCCACAGCUAGUUCUAUAGCUGAUGAAAUUUGUUUGUUUGUCUUGGCGGCUAUUAGAUAUAUAGUGCGGAUGUGCGGGCUUUUCCCUGGGGUUCUCCCUAUUAACUAUAGCCCAAGAAUUACGUAAGCGCU
Geodia barretti is the source of this 1658-nucleotide messenger RNA. Lineage: Eukaryota; Metazoa; Porifera; Demospongiae; Tetractinellida; Geodiidae. The record is from the annotation of a GenBank genome assembly.